Drosophila rhopaloa is the source of this 592-nucleotide messenger RNA. Its product is annotated as basic salivary proline-rich protein 2. NCBI's taxonomy places the organism in Eukaryota, Metazoa, Arthropoda, Insecta, Diptera, Drosophilidae. The record is from RefSeq and is a predicted model, not a curated record.
AUGACGUCUCCCUGUGGCAAGUGCAACAACUGCCCCUGCGGCACCAGUGGCGGAGCCCCGCCCCAGCAGCCGCCCCAACGCCCGCCCCCGCAACAACAACAGCAGCAGCAGCCGGACAGCUGUCCGUAUCCGCAGGCCCAGGGACAGGGGGCAGGAGGCGGGGGCUGCCAGGUGAACUCGUACCAGCCGCCGGGUGACCCCGCGGCAUGCAGCGCCUACCAGAACCGGGGAGGCCCAACCGUGGAGUGCACCUGUGGCCAGAACCGGAACCGCGGCCCUCCCCCCGCAGGUCCAGGCCAGGUCGACCACAUUACCUGCAGCCGAGGUCCCCGGGAGCAACCACCCGCCAUGGAGACGCGCUGCACCUGUCGCGAGAAGCCGGCCAAGACGGAGUGCUACUGUGCGCCGCCCGUGGCCCCGCCCCCCAAUCAGCAGCAGCAGGCGAUGGCCCAACCCACCCACGCCCACGUGACCUGCGGGCAGAGCGUGCCCAGGGGUCCGCAGCCGUAUCGGAGCCACCAAACGGGUAACCAGACCAGCUGCGGUCACUGUCGGGCGCAGAAGAAGCAGAAGAAGUGCAUCAUCCAGUGAG